AUGUUGGAUGGUAACAAGGCACUAUUUGAUCUGGGAUAUUUCUUUAAUUCUGAUGGGCAGUUGCGGAAACUUGGAAAUUUUAUGAUACCUACCGAAGAGCCUUUUAGGUAUGACGUAAGCACCGAACCUGAAGAAUGUCAGGCUCAUUAUGAAAAGCUAGGUGCUGUUAUUACUGAGUAUGUGUAUCAAAUGCUGGAGUUGAAGGAGAAACUGAUCCGCUUGCCAGUUCCCAAAGAUUCAACACAAGACAAUGGCACCUUUAUUUUUGUGUCAAAAGAUUAUGAUCAAAAAGAUGUCUUGAUGAUUUUGAUUCAAGGUUCAGGGGCCGUAAGAGCUGGUCAAUGGUCUAGAUCACUGAUCAUCAAUGAAAGCUUGGAUGCAGGAACACAAAUUCCAUACAUCAAAAAAGCUAAAGCACAUGACUAUGGCAUCAUGAUUCUUAACCCCAAUGACAAUAAUCGUGAUGAAAAAAAGAUUCCAAACAGUGGUACAGCUGAAGAACAUGCAAGAUAUGUAUGGGACACUUACGUUAAAAAUUGUAAAGCUUCAAGCAUUCUGAUUGUUGCACAUAGCUACGGAGGAAUUGUGACAGUGACAUUGGCUGAUCAGGUCAAAGAUGAAUUUGAACAACGAGUGAAGGCAAUCGCUCUGACAGAUUCCGUACAUGGAUAUUCCAUGUUCAUGGUCACAGAUUAUUUAAAAAAGGUAUCAAAAAAUUGGAUUUCAAGUUCUUCACCACUUGAUGUGCCAAUGCUAACACCCGAAUUUGACAUAACACGAGUAUCAGCAGGACACCCACGACAUGAGAUGACAACAUGCAAAUGUAUCAAUUCGGUUUUCAAGUUUUUUGAAGAAAAAUUGUCAAAAAAUUAA
Molecule: messenger RNA, 873 nt
Organism: Parnassius mnemosyne (clouded apollo)
Lineage: Eukaryota; Metazoa; Arthropoda; Insecta; Lepidoptera; Papilionidae
Source: the annotation of a GenBank genome assembly